CGGGCGCGCCAUGGCGACCGGGAGCGUGGCCGAGUGCCUGCAGCAGGAGACCACCUGCCCCGUGUGCCUGCAGUACUUCGCCGAGCCCAUGAUGCUCGACUGCGGCCACAACAUCUGUUGCGCGUGCCUGGCCCGCUGCUGGGGCGCGGCGGAGACCAACGUGUCGUGCCCGCAGUGCCGGGAGCCCUUCCCGCAGCGGCACAUGCGGCCCAACCGGCACCUGGCCAACGUGACCCAGCUGGUGAGGCAGCUGCGCUCGGAGCGGCCGUCGGGGCCGGGCGGCGAGGUGGGCGUGUGCGAGAAGCACCGUGAGCCGCUGAAGCUGUACUGCGAGGAGGACCAGAUGCCCAUCUGCGUGGUGUGCGACCGCUCGCGCGAGCACCGCGGCCACAGCGUGCUCCCGCUGGAGGAGGCGGUGGAGGGCUUCAAGGAACAGAUCCAGAACCAGCUGGACCACCUGAAGAGAGUGAAAGACUUGAAGAAGAGACGCCGUGCACAGGGGGAGCAGGCCCGGGCAGAGCUCUUGAGCCUGACCCAGAUGGAGAGGGAGAAGAUCGUCUGGGAGUUCGAGCAGUUGUAUCACUCCCUGAAGGAGCACGAGUACCGGCUCCUGGCACGGCUGGAGGAGCUGGACCUGGCCAUCUACAACAGCAUCAACGGUGCCAUCGCCCAGUUCUCCUGCAACAUCUCGCACCUCAGCAGCCUGAUCGCCCAGCUGGAGGGGAAGCAGCAACAGCCCACCCGGGAGCUCCUGCAGGAUAUCGGGGACACCCUGAGCAGGGCUGAAAGAAUUAGGAUCCCUGAGCCCUGGAUCACGCCUCCAGAUCUGCAAGAGAAAAUCCACAUUUUUGCCCAAAAAUGUCUGUUCUUGACGGAGAGUCUGAAGCAGUUCACAGAAAAGAUGCAGUCGGAUAUGGAGAAAAUCCAAGAACUGAGGGAGGCUCAGUUAUACUCAGUGGACGUGACUCUGGACCCGGACACGGCCUACCCCAGCCUGGUCCUCUCUGACAACCUGCGACAGGUGCGCUACAGCUUCCUGCAGCAGGACCUGCCCGACAACCCCGAGCGCUUCAACCUGUUCCCCUGCGUGCUGGGCUCUCCGUGCUUCGUGGCCGGCAGGCACUACUGGGAGGUGGAGGUGGGCGACAAGGCCAAGUGGACCAUCGGCGUGUGUGAGGACUCGGUGUGCAGGAAGGGCGGGGUGACCUCGGCCCCCCAGAACGGAUUCUGGGCAGUGUCGCUGUGGUACGGAAAGGAGUACUGGGCGCUCACGUCCCCGAUGACGGCCCUGCCCCUGCGCACCCCUCUCCAGCGGGUGGGGAUCUUCCUGGACUACGACGCCGGCGAGGUCUCCUUCUACAAUGUGACGGAGCGGUGUCACACUUUCACCUUCUCUCAUGCCACCUUCUGUGGGCCGGUGCGGCCCUACUUCAGCCUGAGCUACUCGGGUGGGAAGAGCGCAGCCCCCCUCGUCAUCUGCCCCAUGAGUGGCAUCGAUGGGUUUUCUGGCCAGGUGGGCAAUCAAGGUCAUUCUAUGGAGACCUCCCCUUGAAGGCCGGGGCCCAGGGCUGUUGGCCACCUUGUCUGUCACAAGUGGACGUCCUUCCUGCUCCCUGCCCAGCAGUGGGAGACGGUGUCCCGCUCAAUGCACAUCCAGCUGUCACACGCGCUCCGAGCUGGUGCCUCUCCCUUCGCCAAGGCGUCAGGUGUCUUGGAGCAUAGCCGUGUCCCCGCAGGUGCCCACUCCUUGGCUUGGCCGUCUCUGGAGAUGAAGACUGGUACUCUGGUCUGGGGAGCUUGGCUCAGCCCAGCCAGCCCCGGCCAGACCUCUUGUGAACAUGGGUGUCCUUUCCCACCAGGAUCCUUGCCCAGGACCGGAGGGGGAGGUCGGUUCCUGCCAGGUGGCCCCAGUGCCAGCGCCGCCCUCCUGGAAUAGCCUGUGUUCUGAUCCUGUCUGCCACAUUUUCCUAACUGGCGAAGAGGCUGCGUGUCUGGUCAGUUG
Molecule: messenger RNA, 2002 nt
Organism: Tupaia belangeri chinensis (Chinese tree shrew)
Lineage: Eukaryota; Metazoa; Chordata; Mammalia; Scandentia; Tupaiidae
Gene: TRIM27
Product: tripartite motif containing 27
Exons: 8
Coding region: 11-1552 (513 amino acids)
Molecular function (GO): protein binding; zinc ion binding
Source: RefSeq, a predicted model, not a curated record